GGUUUCCAGGUAAACACGUUGGUUAGACUCAUGCUUGUCUUGGCAGAAGGUCACUGACCACAUCCUGCUUUAUCACCAUGGAAACAUCCAAAAGUCUGUGGUGCCCUUCCUCUAUUUCUCUCGGUGUGUGUGUCUCUCACACACUCACAAACACAAACAUAAAGGUAAAAUAACAAGAAGUACAGUGGAGUUCAAGUAUAUUCAACCUAAUAAUAAUUAUAUGGAUACAGAUGGGAUAAUUAAAGGGAUAAAAAUUAUUUUAAUUUGUGUCACUUAUCAUUACACAAAACCUGCUCUUCUGCUUACAGUAAAUGGGCUAAGGAGCACAUGGACAAAUGUAACCCUGAGCAUCAAUAGCGGCUUCACUCACUAAUGUAUUUACUACUGCCACCAUCCUGCUUUGGAAGGCAGCCAAAGUCUGUGAGUUCAUGUGUGCGAGAUAUAGAUAUUAUAAGUUGUUCACAAACCAUAGUGAGGGAAACUUACAGCAAGGUGUUAUCAAAUCAUGUUACAUGAUUUGUUGAAUAGUCCAUUAUGAUUGAUCAAUUACAGCCCUGGUAUUGACCUCACAACCAUCAGGUGUUGUAUUUGGAAGCCGUACCACUAGAGCCACCACCACCUUACAUGUUGAUGUCUGUUUGUGGGUUCAGUAUUUGCGACAGGGAAUUCCCAGUCAGAGAGCAGUGCUGGCGGUGGACAAGGCCAUCUCUGUUUUGCAAGUGGUUUUUUUUGGAUCUUCCAUCAGAGGAAGGACCGCGGUUUGCGUUUGUGUUGACAAUGAAAAUUCCUCCUCUUCCCUGCCCACCUACGCUCCUUUCUUCCCUUCCUCCUUUAAAUGUCUUCUGUGGCGUAUGAAUACCAUAACAGUCUAAGAAUGUGUUCAAUGUGCAAUUCCGAGCCAGCCAAAACUCGGCAGCCGCCACCGUCAGACUGAGCCCCAGUCAGUGGCCAAAGAGACUUGAGCUCAGCCAGGACAACCCUCAACCCUUACCCUUGCUGGAUGUGUAAAUGGGCAAUUUUCUGCUAACUCAUUUGAAACAACAGAUUGCCUGUGUCUCUGGUGUCGUCCCAUCAUGGAGAGCUCCAUCACACUCUGGCAGUUCCUCCUGCAGCUGCUUCUCGACCAAAGCAACAAACAUCUCAUCUGCUGGACAUCCAACGACGGCGAGUUCAAGCUCCUUAAGGCAGAAGAAGUGGCCAAGCUGUGGGGACUGCGCAAGAGCAAGACCAACAUGAACUAUGACAAGCUGAGCAGAGCCCUGCGCUACUACUACGACAAGAACAUUAUAAAGAAGGUGAUCGGCCAGAAGUUUGUCUACAAGUUUGUGUCGUUCCCUGAGAUUCUUAAGAUGGACCCUGCGGCGGUGGAGUCAGGUCGCAGCAGUGAGGAAAGUGGGGGUGCGAUGUCAGAGCCUGAGGCUGAAGACGAGGAAGGGGGUGGGAGAAACCAAUACCUCCACUCCGGCCUGUACUCCUCCUUCACUGUCAGCUCCCUGCAGCCCUCCUUAGAACCGUAUCCACCAAUCAAGACGGAACCCAGAUCCGACCGCCACGGCGACGGCUCCUCUGUCAUACGAUUCGUAACAAACCGUGGCCACUCCUCCCUACCCUGCACCCCACCCCCAUCCUCGACUGAAACGUCAAAUUUCUCCAGACCGUCUCCUCGGCAGGCCCGCUCCUCCUCCUGCUCCUCCUCCCCGCCACUAAGCCCCUCCCACACACAGUGGAGGGGGUGGAGCCAGAGCUCAGAGACUAAUGCGUUAGAGCUGAGCACUCAACCUCUAAACCUGUCAUCUGGUCAGAGGGAGAGGGAGAGGUCACAGUGCACGACAAUGCCGGAGAGGAGUAGAUUGGCCAGUAGCAGAAAACCCAAAGGCUUGGAAAUCUCUGCCUCCUCUCUCCUCCUGACAGGAAGUGACCUCGUCUCCAUUGCUCUCAAUAGCCCGGCGCUGCCUUCAGGUUCACUGACCUCUGCCUUCCUCACCACACAGACUCCGUCUGGUCUGCUGCUCACUCCCAGUUCUCUACUCUCCAAUAUCCAUUUCUGGUCCAGCCUGAGCCCAGUGGGACCCCUCAGCCCUGCACAGCUGCAGAGCCAUGCCCCCCUCUUUCAGUUCCCCACACUGCUGAAUGGACACAUCCCUUUCCCUUUACCCAGCAUGGACGCUCCCUCUCCUCUGCUGCUCUCCUCUAGUUCCCAUAAGUCCUGAUGACAGCCCGAGCUCCAAGAGCGAAGUGGAUCAGCACAGAUCAGGACCAAUCAGUCUUAGACCCUGACGAUGAAGCACACACAGUCGAAUUACACUUUGAUCUGAAACCUGUUCUUCUGCAUUUAUUAUAUGAAGAAACAGGAGUUUCACCUUGAAGCUUUGCAUCAGACAUUUGUUUUUGUUACAACUGCUCAUGUUCUUUACUUUUGUGUUUGUUGUUCAGACGUCGUCACUUUUCUCAUCUCAUUUGAUGUCUCAUCUCAUUCUACUUGUUCUGAACUUCAGUGGUACAGACUGGUUGCAAUUUCAUGAAUGUUAUUCCUAUGUUUCCCCAUGCCCCAACUAAUGUCAAUAUCCACACCUCUGACUCAAACAACAGAGAUUUGGGGAAAUCCUUUUCAGGAAAUGAAGAGAUAACAAGUUCUCAAGAAUGAUGGAUGCUUCACUUAAUAGUACACACAUGUACUUCAUGCUUUCCUUUGCCUUUCAUUGUUUUCCUACCGCAAGUUAGCAUUAGCGAGAAGAUUGAUGGCCUCGUGUUAUCCUGUUUGUAAGCUCCAUAUGGAGCUAGAGCACGGAUACGGUUAGCUUAGCUUAGCAUAAAGACAGGAAACGGUUUGCCUUACUGUGUCCAAAGGUGACACAAUCUAACUACUAUCAGCUAAAAAUUAACUAAUCAACUUAAUAUACGUAUUAAAAUGUAAAAACAAUAGUUUAGAGUUCAAUGGGGGACUGAAGGUUGACCCCAGGGGGUCACCGCUCCUGGCACAUAUUCUGAGCUAACCAGCUGCUAGCCGUAGCUACAUGUUUAACUGACAAACACUGUGAAAUCAGACAUCAAUCUUCUCAUCUUACUAUUGGCAAGAAAGUUAAUUUCCCAAAAUGUCGAUUUCUUCCUUUAAAUUUGAUCAUACAAUUGACUAUAACCAGGUAUUUAAAUGCUAAAGGCUUCACAGGCCUGUUACCUACCAUGACAGAUAGCAAGUAGUGGGUGAUUGUAUUUCCCCCCCUGUGCUAAGCCUUUAAAUAGACAAAAAAUAUUUUAAACUUGAUAUACAUUUGUCUAGAUCUGGAUUGUUUGAGCUUGGCCACAUGAUAUGAAUCCACACCGACUCCUAGCAAAAGCACCUGCUAGCCAGUGCGCUAUAACGCUCUGAAAGUCUUUUGUUUUGUGUAUUGCUUUGACUUGACGCUGUGAACUUGUUUUUUUUUAUCUGUAUUGCUUCAUGCUUAGUUUUUUUUAAAUGCACUGUACUUUUCAGCCUUGUACCAGCUGUGCCUUCACUAUUGUAUGACUUGUGUAAAUGUACAAUAUUAAGCUUUAAACCAGGUUUUAAUAGACAUUCCAGGUUAAAAUUGCACAAAAGCUUUUUAUUUUUUUGUGCAGUGCCUCCUGGUUAUUUUUAUAGAAAAAUUAAUGGAAAUGUAUUCUCAAUGAUUUGUGUUUUGUUGAGAGAAAUGUUACUGAAUUUUGGAAUAAAAUUGAUUACUUUUUAGAAAAA
Molecule: messenger RNA, 3712 nt
Organism: Cottoperca gobio
Lineage: Eukaryota; Metazoa; Chordata; Actinopteri; Perciformes; Bovichtidae
Product: ETS domain-containing protein Elk-3-like
Exons: 5
Coding region: 1074-2210 (378 amino acids)
Biological process (GO): cell differentiation; regulation of transcription by RNA polymerase II
Cellular component (GO): nucleus
Molecular function (GO): sequence-specific DNA binding; DNA-binding transcription factor activity, RNA polymerase II-specific
Source: RefSeq, a predicted model, not a curated record